UUUUGUCAACAGUACCCGCCAGAGGAUUUCGGCCAGGAUUCUCCGCGCACUUACGCAUCCCCGAAGCCAAAUGUCUAUGGCGACAACCACUACUUCGUUGAUGGAGGUGGUGGAGGACCAGGAGGAGGCGAUCCAUGGACGACACAUGGACCGCCGGGGUUGGCGCCGGCGCCUGCGACGUACGCCACUUCGGCGUACCCUCCGGCACAACCCUACCCUACC
Notodromas monacha is the source of this 222-nucleotide messenger RNA. NCBI's taxonomy places the organism in Eukaryota, Metazoa, Arthropoda, Ostracoda, Podocopida, Cyprididae. The record is from the annotation of a GenBank genome assembly.